Erigeron canadensis is the source of this 633-nucleotide messenger RNA. RefSeq lists its product as uncharacterized. The coding region runs from base 56 to 553 and encodes 165 amino acids. The record is from RefSeq and is a predicted model, not a curated record. NCBI's taxonomy places the organism in Eukaryota, Viridiplantae, Streptophyta, Magnoliopsida, Asterales, Asteraceae. The transcript has a single exon.
GCUUAAUCUUUGUACUUUGCAGGUUCAACUAGCUAAGCCCACCACUCCAUAAGUGAUGGGCAAGGAAGAUAACACCAAUUACCCAUAUGAACUCCCAUCACAAACCACCACUGGAAUCACCAGAAGAUCAAAUCUCCGGUACCCAGUUGAUGAUCAAGAACAACAACCUGGAUCACAAGAUCAUCAAGAAGUUGGCUGCUCCGGCCAGUCUUGCCGGUCAUGCACUGCCGGAGUUAUCGCUGAUUGUGUCGCCGUUUGUUGCUGUCCAUGUGCCGUUGUCAACAUUUUCACCCUCACAUUCCUUAAACUUCCUUGGAUGAUAGGAAGAAAAUGUUUGGGGCUGGGAAACAAAAAGAAGAAAAAGUUGAAGGACCAAAAUGGGGUGUCAAGAAAAGAGGAUGGACUAGAAAGGAAAAUAUCAGAAGGUUUGAAAGAAAUACAAGAAUUACAAGACGAAAAAGAUGAGUAUGGCGCAAGGUUUGAAGGAGAUAAAGUUUGGUUAGAAUUGUAUAAAGUUGAUCAUUUGGGUUUUGGGAGAGUUUCGAUUUCUUGAUUAGCAGGAAGACAAAAAGAUCAUGCAAUUUUUAACUUGCGCAUUGCAAGUAAAAUGCACAAAUACAAUAUUAGAUAAUG